Molecule: messenger RNA, 2817 nt
Organism: Monomorium pharaonis (pharaoh ant)
Lineage: Eukaryota; Metazoa; Arthropoda; Insecta; Hymenoptera; Formicidae
Exons: 7
Coding region: 1-2244 (747 amino acids)
Source: RefSeq, a predicted model, not a curated record
AUGGGCGAGGGCAAAAACGACCGUCCCGGCAAAAGGCAAAGAUCCUCCACUCGCGGUGUCGGCAAGUCGUCCUCGGAUUCCGAGGUAGCGCACGGUAAGGGCAAAGGGAAAGGGCGUAAGAGCAAGACUAAGGAAAGAUGGCCGUUCCUCGAAAAACUGACGGUCGACGAGCUGGCUCGCUAUCGGAGAAAACGCGUGCAGGAUCAACCGAAGGACAAUCUACAGAGUCAUCCGGAUUCGGUACUUCAGUAUCCUGCUUCUGAAUAUCGGCGCGCGUUUGGUGCGAAUGUAAAAGAACUGACUAAGGAAAAUUUUUGGCCUGAAGAUUAUUUAGGUGUAGAUGGAACUCUCGAAAAUGCGCAAUCUUCGUAUUGCUUGGAUCUUAAAGAAGAUGAAGUUGAAAUCGAGGAUCCAGCUGAAACAAAAGAGAGUGAUCCGUCCAAAGUGGUUGAGGAAAGUAAAGUAAUGGAAACGGAAAUUCCACAAUUCGAGAAUUCGUUUAGACGUCCUUCACUUAGAAGGGGUACUAGCUUGAAGUGUGGUGGCGAUUUUUAUACUGAUACGGAAACAUAUUCUGCGUACGUGCCUUAUGAGGGCCAGCAUCGUGCUAAGCUAAUACGUCGACCUACAUCCUUGAAAAUGGAAGGCGAUUUUGACACUAUGACGGAGAAGUGCGAGAAAUUUAUUGAGUGGCUCAACGUUAGCCGACCGGAACUCAUGCGUGUACCCACUCACCUGAAGAUGGAGGGUGAGCUGGAAACAACAACGGAAAAUCAGGACAAGUACGUCCCGUUUGUGGGGGCACGAAGACCGGAAUUGUUGAGGCGAAGCACGAACUUAAAGCUCGAGGGGGAUACUUGUUUCAUGCCGGAAUAUACCGAUGUAUUUAGAGACUACAGCGCUAAAGAUAAACCGCAACCACAGAAACCUCAAACGCACUUAAAAGCUGGCGGAGACUUUUACCAAAACACAGAGAGCACCGAAAAUUUCGCCCAUCCUUGCGUUAAACAGGCACAAGAAAUGGCUGAACAGGCUAAAGAUAAUAGCGAAGGAGACAGAUGGAUGAGAAGGCAGGAGGAAGAGGAGCGGAGGAAAGAUGAAGAGAUGAAAAUGCUGGUGUCAAAGUUGGAAGACUUAAAUGGCCGGCCGCUCGAAAUUCCCGAGUACCGUGAUGCGUACAAGGAUUUUCCACGUGAACGACCGAAGAUCACGAAGCCGGAAGUCGAGAUAGGCCGCGCCGACGGCUCGAAGGUUACCUCGCCAUCACGCUCCAAGUUUUCCAUGAAGAUCGACCAGGACCCAGAGUACCAGUCCAAGUAUCUUGAUUAUCCCCGAGAUCGUCCUAUCUACCGUAAAUCACCGGCGAUGCUGCGACCAACCGGAGUGUCCUCUUCCGGUUGCAGUAGCGCAUGCUUCGGCAAGCCGAUUCAUCAGGAAUGUCGUACGUUUGGUUAUGAGCCCACUAGCGAGGUGAGAUCCCAGUAUGUUCCCUAUGGAUACGUACCGAGGGUCGAGACGCUGAAGAUGCCGAGCAAUCUGCGAUUGGAGGGCAAUCUCGAUCUUCGGCCGGAAUACAGGAACGUCUAUACAACCGCAAGAUACAACCGUCAAAGUUGCGACGAUCUUAGAACUGCUCAUGGCAGGGGUGAUCGUAGUCCGAGUAUGAAGAAAGAACAUUACUGGUUGAACACCGGUGAUUAUCGCGACAAAACGACUGUCGCGCAGCGACAGAAUUCUUUCUGCGUGUUAGACACGCGAAUCCACGAGGAGAAUGUCAUCGGGAAACCGCCGCCAGCUAGUAGAAGAAGUUCCAGGCUGUCUCAAGCCGCGGCGGCGCCGAGACCGACGCAGUUGGAGUUGAAGGAUCGCGCGAUCGUCACGAGGACGCGAUCUCCCAGUCCAACGUAUCGUCUGCACGUUUGCGAUGUCGACAAUGAGCGGCGAGGAUUCGGCCGACAGUUUUCCGGAAGAGUCCGCAGCCCCUCGGCCGACCGUGCGAUGAUUCAGGACGACGUCGCCAGGCCGUAUUCGCCGAGCUUUGGUAGAAACAGGCAGGAUCGUCGCGUUAACGAUCAACCGUUCGUAAUCCUAGACAACGCCUCGAAGAAUGUGUCGGGUAGAAGUACCGAUUACAGAAGACGUACCGACAGGAAUCUUGAUGUCCCGGUACCGGUCUCUCGAGGAAGACCUAAAACACCGUCCAGAUGGAUGCCGCCGUGGUACGACAAUACGAAUACGAUCUAGAGUUCGGACGAGAAAAAAAUGAAAAGGUAUACCCUAUAAAUCGAAACUGCCGUCUGAAAGUUUUACAUUAGGUGACGGACAUAGAACUGUGACGGUACCAUUUAACACUGCCUUUAAUUUUACAUAUAAAGUAACUAGAGUUAAUCAGCCAAAUUUAUUUUUAAAUAUACUUGUGUAUACUAUGACGCUGAGAAGCGGCUGCUCUAAUCCUUACAGAGAUUUUUAGCGGAAGCAAAUGCGACUAGAAACAGUCUUUGGUAGGUAUGUGUUUUUCCAAUGUCAAAUACAGAUACUUAGUUUUUAAUAUGAAAUAUCGAAUUAUAAGCGAUCUUUUUAUUAAAAAGAUAAUCGAUCACAUUUUAACCUAAAUAUGGAAUAGAGAUGAUUGGAUUUGUAAUCUAUAUUAUACAUUACAUAUUAAAAUUUAAAGAAUUAUUAUUAGUUAUCUAGUUCGAUGCCGAACUAAUCAAUUGUUAUAUGAAAGCAGUAGAUAAUAAGAAACUACAUUACUGCCAUUUGUUAAUCUAUACAUUAAUUAAAUAUAUAAACGAUGCCACCUUUAGAGGGUCUUCC